Rotaria sp. Silwood1 is the source of this 327-nucleotide messenger RNA. The record is from the annotation of a GenBank genome assembly. NCBI's taxonomy places the organism in Eukaryota, Metazoa, Rotifera, Eurotatoria, Philodinida, Philodinidae.
AUGAAAGCUUUGACAUGCUUGAUUCAAUCUGAAAGAUCUGAAGAGAAAGAAAAAAAAGGUGAAGAAGCAACCAAAAUUGAACCUGAAGAUUUUUCUAAUGAUUCAAUUGUUCAUGUCAUAUUUCGUCAUGGUGGUUCAAUUCGUUUUCAUAUAACUGCACCAUCACAACCACAAUAUGGUCAAUUAACACGUGAUCAAUCAAUAAUUCGUAGAUUUCUAUCGACUUUAUGGGCGUUUUUCAAACCAAAUUAUGAUUGUUAUCAUCAUGAUGGUGGAAAGUUUUGUGUUAUUUUUAAAUAUAAACCAGAAAAACUUCCACCUGGCUAG